AUGGACCCGUGUGUUUUUACUGUUGGAUACGAUGGGUUUGGUCUUCUCUGCACCAGUAGUGAACAUCAAGUAGACAAAUAUGUACCAUACGAAGAUGUUGGAGAGCUACUCACGAAUUUUUUCUGUAUUUAUCCCAAGCCACCGUUAAGUCAAUUUAUCGAAGAGGUCCAAGAUUCGCACUGCCCGCCAAAUUUCGACUUUGAAAAGCUUCCACUGGAAAUAAAAUUCAAAGUGUUGUAAGGUUUUUUUCAUUAUUAUUUUGUUAUUUAUGCUUUGAAGUCACGCCAGCAUGUUUUUAGCGAGCACUUGGACGAGCUCACAGCAGAGACUCUGGUGCGAUUAACCGGCCUAAAAAUUGAUCCCAAAAAGGCUGCAUUGCAGUAAGUUCUUUCAAAAAUUAUUGUUGUACCGUGUAACCCGUACAAGAACACUUUUCGAAUGCUAUAAUAUUAUAAAACUGUUUUAUAACGCUUUAUAACGGGCUUCAUCGAGAUCGGUCCAGCAAUGCUAAAAUUGCAGUAUUUUCAGCGUUUACAGACAUGCUGUCAACCACGACGUCUUCGAAAAAAUGUUGAAUGCAUAUCCGUAUAUGAAGAAAUUGACUGUAUUGGUAAGUUUGAAUACCUAUUUACUCGCUUUCCAUUAAAAGUAAAUAUAAUAUUUCUGAGUUUUAGAUCAAGGAUAUCCCGCAAUAUCGAAAACAAGAAGAAGUGAUUAGAACAAGGGAAGUCACAGGAAUGAAAUUCGACCAUCUGAGGCGGUGGACAAGUCUCGAGGGAGAGGAAUUCUUUGCCGUCACUUAUACAGUAACCAGACAUUAA
Bursaphelenchus xylophilus (pine wood nematode) is the source of this 821-nucleotide messenger RNA. Lineage: Eukaryota; Metazoa; Nematoda; Chromadorea; Rhabditida; Aphelenchoididae. The record is from the annotation of a GenBank genome assembly.